Monomorium pharaonis (pharaoh ant) is the source of this 1474-nucleotide messenger RNA. It is a transcript of the gene Wwox, whose product is annotated as WW domain-containing oxidoreductase. The transcript is spliced from 9 exons. Gene Ontology annotation, molecular function: protein binding. NCBI's taxonomy places the organism in Eukaryota, Metazoa, Arthropoda, Insecta, Hymenoptera, Formicidae. Bases 152 to 1390 code for a protein of 412 amino acids. The record is from RefSeq and is a predicted model, not a curated record.
UCUUAACAUAGACAAUGCUAAAUCUUUUCCUUGCUUCCCAGCCAUGGUAUCAGUGAUUUGUUAAUCAAUCCUUUGAUAAUAAAUUCGCAUUUAAUACGUACAUCGAUCCUGAAGCAUCGAUGACUUCCUAACUGGUAGAUAAACUCUGAGAAUGGUAGCUGCUUUGAAUGAUUCCGAUAGUGAGGACGAGCUGCCACCGGGAUGGGAGGAGAGGACGACGUUAGAUGGAAAUGUCUAUUACGUAAACCACUACACGAAGGGCACGCAAUGGACGCAUCCUCGAACCGGCCGUAAAAAAAUUGUCAACGGAGAUUUACCACCUGGGUGGGAGAAGUGUGUAUCAGACGAUGGCAAAGUUUUAUACAUUGACCAUACAAAUCGCACAACAACCUACACCGAUCCACGAUUAGCGUUCGCCACCGAAUACAGAGAGAUGUCUCAAGUAAUACGACAAAGAUUUGAUGGAAGUAGCACUGCUUUAGCAGUGUUACAUGGCCGAGACCUGCGUAACAAAAUUGCUCUCGUUACAGGAGCUAAUACAGGCAUUGGAUAUGAAACAGCCAGAUCGUUAGCUUUACAUGGUUGCGAGGUAGUGUUAGCUUGUAGAGAUAUGGAGAAGGCAAAUGAAUCUAUAAAACGCAUCCAACAAGAAAAGGAAACUGCAAAUUGUGUAGCUUUAAAAAUGGACCUCACGUCGCUGAGCAACGUGCGAGAAGCUGUUGAACAGUUCAAACAGAAAUUCAAAUUUCUGCAUAUUCUUAUAUUAAACGCCGGCGUGUUUGGAUUGCCUUAUCAACUUACAAAAGAUGGUUACGAGACGACGUUUCAAGUUAAUCACUUGUCGCAGUUUUAUUUGACGCUUUUAUUGAAAGAGACUAUACAAAAUUCUGACAAUUCCAGGGUUGUAGUAGUUUCCAGCGAAUCGCAUAGAUUUUCAUCGAUACAUACUCUAGAAGACCUUCACCAGUUAACUCUGUCUCCGCCAGCGUACAAAUAUUGGGCGAUGGGAGCGUACAACGAAUCAAAGCUUUGUAAUGUUCUCUUCGCGCAGGAACUGGCGCGGCAGUGGCCGUCCGUGAGCGUUUUUUCUUGCCAUCCUGGUAACAUGGUGUCUACAUCCCUAUCGCGUCAUUGGUGGCUGUUCCGAUUGCUGUUUGCUUUCGUACGGCCAUUCACGAAAUCAGUGCAACAAGCAGCGAGCACGAGCGUAUUCUGCGCUACCGCACCUGAGUUAGAAGGUUUAACCGGUAGCUACUUCAACAACUGCUGUCGUUGUCAACCGUCGAAUGCUGGACUAGACCCUGCAUUAGGUGCGCGAUUGUGGACUCUCAGCCAAGAUAUGAUAACAGAUGCUUUAAAAAGGGAGAAGGAUAAUUACGGAGAAAAAUAAAAUUUAUUGUUACUAAUAUAUUUAAUUCAUAUUGUAUAUAAAAAUAUUACAUAUAAUGUAAUUUGUAUACAUUUGUAAAAAACA